Messenger RNA from Zeugodacus cucurbitae (melon fly), 4557 nucleotides. Its product is annotated as neuroligin 4-like. Gene Ontology annotation, cellular component: synapse; postsynaptic membrane; cell surface. Gene Ontology annotation, molecular function: neurexin family protein binding; signaling receptor activity. The transcript is spliced from 12 exons. The coding region runs from base 300 to 4379 and encodes 1359 amino acids. Gene Ontology annotation, biological process: neuron cell-cell adhesion; chemical synaptic transmission; postsynaptic membrane assembly. Lineage: Eukaryota; Metazoa; Arthropoda; Insecta; Diptera; Tephritidae. The record is from RefSeq and is a predicted model, not a curated record.
AACAACAACCACAACAGCAACAACAACUAGCAUCACACAAAGACUACAAAAAAUCUCGAUAACAAAACUGCCAAUGUUGCCAACCAACCUGUAGACCUUGAAAGGCUCAAAAUAUUUCCUGCUCAAUCGAAAAUAUAUUCCUGCAGUCAGUCGACAAGAGUAAAAACUACAUAAAAAUGCAACUCAGCGUAAGGCUGAAAUCCAAUGCACCGCAUAGAUAGAGAAUUCACUUAGACAUUCCAACUAACUUAGCAGAGCCAAAAUCAACAACAAAAACAAAAGAAAAGAACGUUGUCAAAAUGCUUCAAAACACAAAUGCAGCGCGUUUCAUGGAAGCGAAACGCAAAAAUACUACAACAACGCACACACGGAUUUACGAAGAUACGCGCAGAGCCGGAACGGCGUUUAACUUUAUAAACAGACCCGGCCGCCUGCACAGCAGAUACGAUAACACUUGUCGUUUAACGAUCUUCCGCCAGCGAUUGCCACAUUUCAUGCUAUCGACAGCUGCCGCUUUGUUGGUGGUGAGCGCGUUGCUGCCGCGCAUGGCCGAGGCCUCCACACUGGAGAUCUAUAAGAACGCGCGACUUGGUCAUCGUAUUGUACAGACACGUUAUGGACGCCUGCAUGGCCUCAUCUUACCGUUGGACAAUUUCCGCUUUCUACGCUCGGUGGAGGUGUUUCUCGGCGUGCCAUAUGCGACGCCACCGACCAAACAAAAUCGGUUUAGUCCGACACGUGCGCCCGCACCCUGGGACGGCAUACGCAUUUCGGACAAAUACAGUCCGGUUUGUCCGCAGCGCUUGCCGAACAUACAAAACGAGACAGCGGCGAUGGAGAAAAUGCCCAAAGGACGCCUGGAGUAUUUGAAAAGGUUGCUGCCAUUUUUGGAAAAUCAAUCAGAAGACUGCCUCUACUUGAAUAUAUUCUCACCCAACAAUGCGGGCGCCAACGAGAAGAAGUUGCCCGUCAUUGUGUUCAUACACGGCGAGUCGUUCGAGUGGAGCAGCGGAAAUCCUUACGACGGCAGCGUGUUGGCGAGCUACGGCGAAGUGGUCGUUGUAACGCUUAAUUACCGCUUAGGAAUUCUCGGCUUCCUAAACGCCAACCCGAAUCCGCAGGCACACGCGCGUGUUGCCAAUUACGGACUCAUGGAUCAAAUGGCCGCGCUGCACUGGAUACAGCAGAACAUACAGAAAUUCGGCGGCGAUCCGAAUGCGGUCACCUUGGCGGGGCAUGGCACGGGCGCCGCAUGCAUCAACUUCCUCAUGACCUCUCCGACCAUGGUGCGUGGACUCUUCCAUCGCGCCAUACUCAUGUCCGGCUCGGCGUACUCGUCGUGGGCACUGGUUGAAGACCCCGUCUCAUUCGCUGUGAAGCUGGCCAAGGAGGUGAACUGUUCGAUACCGGAGGACUUGAAUAAGCACCACGAACAGAUCGUCGAUUGCCUGCGCGAAGUGCCGCUGGAGGAUUUGUAUGCUGCGGACAUACAAGCGCCGAACUUUCUGACUUCCUUCGGACCAUCGGUUGAUGGCGUCGUUAUACGACCCGGACACUCCAAUUUCGAUAUCGAUGAUUUAAUGAUGCGCAGCGCCAAACGCGCCUCAGCAGAUGGCGGUGGCGGCAGCAAUGGAUACUUCGGCGGCGGUGCUUACUCAGGUGGCCCUGGCGGAGGUGGUAGUGCCUCAGCCGGUGGUUCCAGUGGUGGUGGCAGUUCUGCAGGUGGCGUUUACUACAGCGCGUUAACGGCGAAUUACGCGAGCAUGAGCAGCGGUGCUAACCUCGGCUUGGGCGGCAAUGGCGCCCACUACGACGUUCUCUUCGGCGUGGUGACCGGCGAGUCCAUAUGGCGUUUCAGCGCGCACGACAUCCAGAACGGCUUCGAGGGCGAGCGGCGAGAUAAGAUUAUUCGCACUUACGUACGGAAUGCCUACAAUUAUCAUCUCAAUGAGAUUUUCUACACGAUCGUUAAUGAGUACACCGAUUGGGAUCGCACUUCGCAGCAUCCGAUCAACACGCGCGACACCGCCGUCGCAGCGCUAUCCGAUGCGCAAUUCGUGGCGCCCAUCAUACGUACCGGCGAUCAAUUGGCCGCCAAUUCGCCGCCACCCAUAUCGAGUAGUAGCAGCAGUUCGGGUGGCGGCACAGCUUCGGCAUCGACCGCUUCGGGUGCACAAUCUGGACGCUGUUACUUCUACGUUUUCGACUACCAGACGAAGGACGGUGAUUAUCCACAGCGCAUGGGCACAGUCCAUGGCGAGGACUUGCCCUACAUAUUCGGCGCGCCACUUGUGGAUGGUUUUAGUCACUUCCCGCAGAACUAUACGAAAUCGGAGAUUGCGCUGUCCGAGGCAGUGAUUAUAUUUUGGACGAACUUCGCCAGAACGGGCAAUCCCAAUGAACAUCACCGCCAGGACUCCGUGUUGCCGGCCUCCAAAGAGCGGAACCGCUUCCGCAGCACCACUUGGGAGAAUUACGAUCCGCUGCAUCAAAAGUAUCUCGAAAUCGGCAUGAAGCCUCGCAUCAAGAACCACUUUCGCGCGCAUCAGCUGUCGAUUUGGCUACGCCUCAUCCCAGAGUUGCAUCGCGCCGGCAUGGAGGAUGUCAUUACGCGUCACAAUUUAUUUAAAAAUCAUGAUGACAUGAAUUUGUACGAGGGGCCUGUGAAACCGGAUCCGUUCGCCUCGACACGCCUGCUGCUCAUCGAUGAUGCGCUGCUGCGAAAGGCUGGACGUGGCGGCAAUCUGACAGGCAGUUAUAUAAGCGGCGUCUUGGGCGUGACCACCGUGGAACCGAACAUGUUCACCACGUGCAUACCCGUCGGUGGCAAUUACACGCCCGGCGCUGGCGCAGCCACAAGCGGCGCGUUCGCACCCAACACACUAGCCAACUCGUCCAGCGACUCGCUGUCCUCCGGAUUUGAGGCAGCCGGCUAUGCGGCAUACUCCACGGCACUUAGCGUGACCAUCGCCAUUGGCUGCAGUCUACUCAUACUCAACGUGCUCAUAUUUGCUGGCGUGUACUAUCAGCGCGACAAGACGCGGCUGGAGGUGAAGACUCUGCAAAAGCAAUACCAGCAACGCAGCAUGCACCAGCAGGUGCCCUAUCCGCCCGACCCCAUCAAGCACGCACACUACCACAUGGGACAUUCCCAGAGCGCAAAUGUGAUUGUAGACGUGGAGAAUCAUGGCGGCGAUCCGGGCGCUAUGUUGCUGGCUGCCGCGGCAGCAGCGGCGAACGCAGCGGAUGUAAAGCCACCACCAUCGCAUAUUUGCGCGAACACCGGUAUGCAGCUGAGCGCGGCAGUGCAACAACAGCAACAGCAACAGGGUGGUGGUAGCAGUAUUGACCUCUGUGGCAUAUCCAAACAACAGCAACAACAACAACAAGGUGGUGCAAUUAUGGUCAGCGGGUCACCAGACAUUUCCGCCGGACUGAUGGGUGGUGGUGGCAGUUGCAACGUAACCUACAGCACAACAACUAAACAGCAACAGCAACAGCAGCAGCAGCAACAACAACAACAGCACAUGCAACAGCAGCAACAACAACGUGAGCACAUGCAAAUCAAAGGCAUGAACUCACAAACAUUCGGACGCAUCGCGACCAGCGGCAGUGGCGGUGGCGGCGGCGCCGUUACAAUGACCAGCAAUCUCGCUUACAAUGCCGGCAUGAUGACGCUGCCCAAGGCAAGCGCAUUACAUCACACCAACUCGAUAAACUACGGACGCAAUCCAGGUGGCGGAGCUGGUGGUGGCGUCAACUCUGGCAAUAGCGGUGGUGGCGGUAGCAUGACCGCGGCACUGCUCGACUCACGUGGCAAUUUAUUGCUAACUAGUGGCGCAGGUGUCUCCAUGGGCGAUUGCAUGACAUUGCCCAGAAAUCUAGCUGCUUCUGCAGCACGGCAUAGUGCCGUGGCAGAUGCACAACAGCAGCAGCAACAACAAUAUCAACAACAACAAGUUAGUGGUAAACAUCAACCGAACGGCAGUGUUAUGACCGGUGUGGCACCACAACAACAACAUAUACGAGCGCCACGACCACCAAUACGCACAGCCUCCUCUGCGCCAAGCGGUGGCGGCGGCAGCGUAGGUGGUGUCACCAGUGGAGGCAUAGUGGUUGGCGGCAAUGGUGGCAUCAUAAACAAUCUCAUCGAUCAGACGCCAUCGAAUGGCAGCAGCAGCAGCGGCGUCAGCAGUGCGCCCUCCAGCAAAGGUCACUCGCACCAUCAUCUGCAUGCGCAUGCGCACGCGAAUACCGUCGGCGACAGCAUCGGCAUGACGAGCGCCUCCUCAAGCGGUGGCGGCGGCAGCGCUGGGGGCAGCAACACACAUCUGCAGCAACAAGUGCCACAGGCGGCGAUCGAUGAGAUGCGCGUCUGAUAGGUGUCGGUGUUCGAGCUGGAAUUAUAGUCUUCUUGCUCAAGUGAUAAGCUGAAUACGGACAUGCACGAAGAGGAUUUCACAGCACACGAACAACCAGAAAAGCAAGAUGCUGAAGGCCUACCAUUCAGUCAGCAGGCAAUGGACUUGCAGCGCCUGCAAUACGCGCAUUUGACAU